CCAUGGUUCUGGAGGACGAGAGCAGUGACGACAACUCAAGCCUCCCGUACAUGCACUCCGAAACCUCCACCGAUGGGCUGAACCAGGUGCCUUUCUCUCUUGAGGACCCGGAUUACAAGGGUCUUGAGCUAGAUCUGAUAGUGUUGUGCGAGAAGCAUGGGAAGCCAUCAGAGAGGCUUGUUGCGUUUGAAGGAACAAUGACUGGGAGAAGGUUCUUAGCAUGUGCAGAGCCGGAAGGUCAGAAUUGUGGGUUUGUUCAGUGGGUUGAUGAGCAGUGGCCCCCAACAAUGGAGAAUGCAUUGCUGAAGCUUUGGUCAAUGGUUGAAGAGAGCAAGUCUGCUAGGGUGAAUGAUAAUCUUCAAAGUGCUCUAACUAUUCAUCAGUUGACAGAAGAAAAGAACAAGCUGGAUGCAGACUAUGACAAGUUAGUGAAAGAUGUGCAUCAACUUGUGGACUUUCAGCAGGAUAGGGUUGUGGAUUUCAGUUAUCUGCAGUCUGCUGUCACAUAUCAGCACCAAUGCAGAGCUGAAUUGGUGGCUGGUAUGAAUGCAGAAAUGGCAAAGAAAGAUGCAUCUGCACAGAAGCUUCAACAAAAGUAUGAACUCCUGUGCAACCUGACAAGUGCUCAAGCAACUGUCAUCCAAAACUUGAAGUUGAAGAAUAUGAAAGAGAAGGAAUUGUUGAGUGAGGGUAGGAUGAAUUUGGAGUUGAAGAAUGCAGAGUUCACAAAGUUUGAGGAGAAGCUCACCCAAGAGAAGCUAGAGUUUAAGCUCCAGGUUGCUGAUCUGCUGAAGCUCAAGGAAAACCAUAAUGAAGAGAAGCAGAUGCAAGAGUUUAAGAUUACUGAGCUCAUCAAGGCAGAGGAGAAGCUGAAGGAGAAGAUCAAGGGGAUCCAGGCCAUCUUGCAGAACUGA
Molecule: messenger RNA, 914 nt
Organism: Aegilops tauschii subsp. strangulata
Lineage: Eukaryota; Viridiplantae; Streptophyta; Magnoliopsida; Poales; Poaceae
Molecular function (GO): zinc ion binding
Source: RefSeq, a predicted model, not a curated record